This is a messenger RNA of Propithecus coquereli (Coquerel's sifaka), 1635 nucleotides long. RefSeq names its product farnesyltransferase, CAAX box, alpha (gene FNTA). The transcript is spliced from 8 exons. The record is from RefSeq and is a predicted model, not a curated record. Gene Ontology annotation, cellular component: CAAX-protein geranylgeranyltransferase complex; cytoplasm; protein farnesyltransferase complex. Gene Ontology annotation, molecular function: CAAX-protein geranylgeranyltransferase activity; protein farnesyltransferase activity. Gene Ontology annotation, biological process: protein farnesylation; protein geranylgeranylation. NCBI's taxonomy places the organism in Eukaryota, Metazoa, Chordata, Mammalia, Primates, Indriidae. Bases 45 to 1124 code for a protein of 359 amino acids.
GGGGCGGGGCCUCCGUCUCCACCUCCGCUGAGGGCCGAGGCGAGAUGGCGGCCACCGAGGGGGUCGGCGAGGCCGCUCAAGGCGGCGAGCCGGGUCAGCCGGAGCAGCCGCCGCCUCAGCCGCACCCGUCGCCUCCCCAGCAGCAGCAGGAAGAGGCGAUGGCGGCCGAGGCCGGAGAAGCGGUGGCGUCCCCUAUGGACGACGGGUUCCUGAGCCUGGACUCGCCCACCUAUGUCCUGUACAGGGACAGAGCAGAAUGGGCUGAUAUAGAUCCAGUGCCACAGAACGAUGGUCCCAAUCCAGUGGUCCAGAUCAUCUAUAGUGAAAAAUUUAGAGACGUGUAUGAUUACUUCCGAGCUGUUCUGCAGCGUGAUGAAAGAAGUGAACGAGCUUUUAAACUAACCCGAGAUGCUAUUGAGUUAAAUGCAGCCAAUUAUACAGUGUGGUACGUAAUCCACGUCAUUAAUAUUCCCUCUUCUCUGGGCAUUAGGCAUCAUAGGCGAGUGUUAGUGGAAUGGCUAAAAGAUCCAUCUCAGGAGCUUGAGUUUAUCGCUGAUAUUCUUAAUCAGGAUGCAAAGAAUUACCAUGCCUGGCAGCACCGACAGUGGGUUAUUCAGGAAUUUAAACUUUGGGAUAAUGAGCUGCAGUAUGUAGACCAGCUUCUCAAAGAGGAUGUGAGAAAUAACUCUGUCUGGAACCAAAGAUACUUCGUCAUUUCAAACACCACUGGCUACAAUGAUCGUGCUGUGUUGGAGAGAGAAGUCCAGUAUACCCUAGAAAUGAUCAAACUAGUACCACAUAAUGAAAGUGCAUGGAACUAUUUGAAAGGGAUUUUGCAGGAUCGAGGUCUUUCCAAAUAUCCUAAUCUAUUAAAUCAAUUACUUGAUUUACAACCAAGUCACAGUUCCCCCUACCUAAUUGCCUUUCUUGUGGAUAUCUAUGAAGACAUGCUAGAAAACCAAUGUGACAACAAGGAAGACAUUCUUAAUAAAGCACUAGAGCUAUGUGAAAUCUUAGCUAAAGAAAAGGACACUAUAAGGAAGGAAUAUUGGAGAUAUGUUGGAAGAUCCCUUCAGAGCAAACACAGCACAGAAAGUGACCCACCAACAAAUAUACAGCAAUAAUACCAUCCAGAAGAACUUGAUGGAAUGCUUUUAUUUUUUUAAGGGACUUUAAUACAGGAGCUUAAAACUAGAGUGGUCCGUUCUCUUUGCCUGUGGUGUAAAACACACAUUGUACAGGUAUUGCUUUUAACAAGAACUAAGUGGGAUGCUCCUUGGGUGCCGCUGCUGUUGAGACUAGCUCUAAGUAAUCUGAUUCUUUUAAAGCAAAGUAAUUGGAAGGGAGGGGAAAGAAAAUUCCCAUAAAGGAGCUUUUGUAGUCUUAUCAACAUUUACUCUAAUCCCUUAGCAUCAACCCCUCCCUGAGUGGUAUCUGCAUCAGGAUUUGCAGCAGUAAUGACUGCAGCUCACAUGUCACGGAGAGGAGGUAACUGAAGGGUUGGUUCAGUAAGCAGGGAGUACAGCUGUUACAUCAGAACUGCUAUGCCACACUCACAGCCUCUUGCUAUCACUGUAACCAACUAAUGCCAAAAGAAUGGUUUUAUAAUAAAAUUAUAGAUGUAUCUAAAAACAA